AUGUGUAUGGGAGAAGCAUUGAGGACAAUAGCCUUCAAAGUUAGGACAGCUUCUUGUGUUAACUCUUUUGGUGAUGAACAACUCGCUGUCGAUAUGCUCGCUGAUAAGCUUCUAUCUGAGGCUUUGCAAUAUUCACACGUGUGUAAGUCCGCUUGCUCUGAAGAAGUACCUGAGCUUCAAGACAUGGGUGGGAAGUGGCAGCAUGUUAAGGAGACAACAGAGAUCAAUGAAGGGAAAGUGUUCUCACCAGGAAACUUGAGAGCCACGUUUGACAACUUUGAAUACAACAAGUUGAUUGAUUACUACGUGAAAGAGAAGUACACAACCAGGUUUGUUCGUUUUUGGCCCAUAGAAGAUAUCCGAAUUAUUAUAGUGAAGGAGAAAGGAAUCUUCACGAAUGUGACUUCUCCUACGGCUAAGGCAAAGUUAAGGCUGUUGUUUGAAGUGGCUCCUCUUGGCCUGCUCAUUGAAAAUGCUGGUGGGUUCAGCAGUGAUGGAUACACCCCUGUGCUCGACAAGACCAUCGUCAACCUCGACGACAGAACUCAGGUUGCUUAUGGUUCAAAGAAUGAGAGUAGUACCCGUUUCGAAGAAACCCUUUACGGAACUUCAAGACUCAAGAAUAUUCCCAUUGGAGUUACUGCUUAG
This is a messenger RNA of Eruca vesicaria subsp. sativa (arugula), 648 nucleotides long. The record is from the annotation of a GenBank genome assembly. Lineage: Eukaryota; Viridiplantae; Streptophyta; Magnoliopsida; Brassicales; Brassicaceae.